Messenger RNA from Cervus elaphus (red deer), 3680 nucleotides. It is a transcript of the gene NPFFR2, whose product is annotated as neuropeptide FF receptor 2. The coding region runs from base 178 to 1437 and encodes 419 amino acids. Gene Ontology annotation, cellular component: membrane. The record is from RefSeq and is a predicted model, not a curated record. The transcript is spliced from 4 exons. Gene Ontology annotation, biological process: regulation of adenylate cyclase activity; regulation of cAMP-dependent protein kinase activity; G protein-coupled receptor signaling pathway. NCBI's taxonomy places the organism in Eukaryota, Metazoa, Chordata, Mammalia, Artiodactyla, Cervidae. Gene Ontology annotation, molecular function: neuropeptide receptor activity; opioid receptor binding; peptide binding.
CCAGCGAGCGAGCGCACAGCCCUAAGCGUGCAGCCUGCAGGCAGGCGCCGGCGGGUCCGAGACGCCAGGCGGUGGCAGGUGGAACCGGGACAGGAUCAUCGGAACCUGUUGCUGAAACCCAACCAGGACGCUUCGACGCCGCUGGGGCUCUGCCCCGGCGUGGUCUGCAGGUCCAUCAUGAGUGAGGAAUGGGAUUCAAACUCUACAGAAAACGGGCAUUACAUUUGGAGUAAUGAUACAACACAUGAUCUGUACUCAGAUAUCAAUAUCACCUAUGUGAACUACUAUCUUCACCAGCCGCAAGUGGCAGCGAUUUUCAUUAUUUCCUACUUUUUGAUCUUCUUCCUAUGCAUGGUGGGAAAUACAGUGGUUUGCUUCAUUGUAAUGAGGAACAAACAUAUGCACACAGUCACUAAUCUCUUCAUCUUGAACCUGGCCAUAAGUGAUCUACUAGUUGGUAUAUUCUGUAUGCCUAUCACACUGCUGGACAAUAUUAUAGCAGGAUGGCCUUUUGGAAGUACAAUGUGCAAGAUCAGUGGCUUGGUCCAGGGAAUAUCCGUCGCAGCUUCCGUCUUUACUUUAGUUGCAAUAGCAGUGGAUAGGUUCCGGUGUGUUAUCUACCCUUUUAAACCAAAGCUCACUAUCAAGACAGCGUCUGUCAUCAUUAUGAUUGUCUGGGUCCUGGCCAUUGCCAUCAUGUCCCCGUCUGCAGUCAUGUUACACGUACGGGAAGAAAAAAAUUACCGAGUGAGAUUCAACUCCCAGGAGAAAACCAGCCCAGUCUACUGGUGCCGGGAAGACUGGCCAAGUCAGGAAAUGAGGAGGAUCUAUACCACAGUGCUGUUUGCCAAUAUCUACCUGGCUCCCCUGUCCCUCAUUGUCGUCAUGUAUGGAAGGAUUGGAAUUUCACUGUUCAAGAGGAAGGUGCCCCACACAGGCAAACAGAACCAGGAGCAGUGGCAGGUGGUAUCCAAGAAGAAGCAGAAGGUCAUUAAGAUGCUUCUGACCGUGGCCCUGCUUUUCAUUCUCUCCUGGUUGCCCCUGUGGACCCUGAUGAUGCUCUCGGAUUAUGUUGAUCUGUCUCCAAAUGAACUGCAGGUCAUCAACAUCUACAUCUACCCUUUUGCACACUGGCUGGCCUUCUGCAACAGCAGCGUCAACCCCAUCAUUUAUGGUUUCUUCAAUGAAAAUUUUCGUCGUGGUUUCCAAGAUGCUUUUCAUCUCCAGCUUUGCCAAAAAAGAGCAAAGUCCAAGGAAGCCUACACUCUGAGAGCUAAAAACACUAUGGUCAUCAACACAUCUCAUCUGUCAGCGCAGGAAUCGACAAUUAAAAACCCACAUGAGGAAAUUGUGCUUUGUAGGAUAAGUGCUGAAAAGCCCUUACAGGAAUUAAUGAUGGAAGAAUUAGGAGAAAUUACCAGUAGCAAUGAGAUGUAAAAAGAGCUGGUGUGAUUAUUUUAACUCUGCUGUGUGAUAUAUGUUGAAAUAUUGUUGAUUUCUUUGGCUUCGUACUUCAGUUCUAUGAAUGUUAGAAACCCUCUCUGGGAAAAAAGUAAACAAAAUGAACCUCCUGUUCAUAAUCAAUCUUACUGUAUUUAAAAUAUAUACAGAAACUUAUACACAAAUUGGCAUGGAUAAAUCUAUUUUCUAGGACCAGUUUUCAAAGCCUGAUCUUUUCCAACUUUGCUAUUUAAGUAUAAGUCAAGCAAGUGUUUUAUGUGUAUAUAUAUAUGCAACACACAUACACACACUUUCAUCAAAUGGGGAUAAAUGGGCAGUUCUUUGCAUGAGAGCACGUUUUGCAAAUUCUCCUUUUGCUUUUGAAUUGGAAAUUUUAGACUACAGAACUAUUUAUCUGUGUGUGCUUUUAAAAUGUACUCAGCUUUCUUAGAAAUAAGAACCACAAUAGCAAAUAAAGGAACAUUGUGUUUCUUUGUAUUUAAAGGUUGACUUUUUCCUUUUAAAAAGUACAGAGUUGGUAACUAUUGCUCCAAAUGAGUUAUUGUUGGGUUUUACUACUUUUGUAAAUGAAUUUAAACCCUAACUGAACCCACGUUUCUUGUAAAGAUGAUUCAGGAUCCCAAGUUGACCUCCUUUCUAAUAGAAUCUCUAACAUAAAAAAGUCAAUCUUGUAAUAAAGAAGCAAUUGUCAGAGGAAAGCAGCUCUCUUUUGAAGGGCUUGAUCAGAGAUGUUCAGCAGUCAUCGUAAGACUCCCAGAAAGUUUGAACUGAUUAUUCCAGAUUUCUUACUGGGCAGAACAUUUAAAUCUAGAAGUCCUACUGGAUUAGCAAAUUAAUACUGCUACUAAGAGAAUGGUGAACCCCUGGAUUCUGCCUGGUUAGGAUUAUAUAGUGACAAUAGUCAUAAAAGCUGGCUUUUAUUCUGGGGUGGGAUAGUCCCUAGAAAAUUGGGAAUUAUAAAAUAACAAAUAGUUUUGCAAAUAAAAAUAAAUCUCUGGGCUUGGACCUAUCACGUUUUCUCAGGCUGUAAUAUGGUUCGAAGUAAAAGCUUUCCAACACUAUAGGCCUUUGAGAAAAUAAUUGUUUCAAUUGGGUUUAUGCUAUGUGAUAUUUAAAUCUGUAUGUGUUACAUAUUUCCAAAACCUUUUUUGAAUUUCAUUAUUUCUUCUAUAUCAUGUCAUCUAUGUGUUAUGAAGAACUUAUUUGGGACUUCCUCAAUAACCAGUUUUCUGAUUAUAAAAUAAUAAAAAUUACAUUAUGAAAUAUAAAAACAGUUAUUAUCAAAACAACACCUGUUACUAGUAGAGUUUUCAUGAAAAACAGAAUGGAACAAAAAUUGCAUGUAAUUCCUCUUCAAGGGAAAAAUAAAACAGUGAAAACACUAUGUGGAUAAGCAUCCUGUAUGUACGUCUUUGCCAAGAUUGAUUAUUCAGGAAUGAUUAUUUUACCAUUGUCUACCUUACAAUAUCAUUAAUACAUAUUAAAUUUCUACAAUUGUGGUACUUUAAUGGUGAAAAAUCAUUUAAAUUUGUGGUUUUGAUUAUAUUGUUCCAUGUUUCUUAUUAUUUUGUAUUUAUUCCUCUUCCCAUUCAUUGGCCAUUUUCCCACUGUAGUUUUGUGGUUGUCUUUUAUCUAUUACUAUGCACUUUGGGGGGCUUCCCUUGUAGCUCAGUUGGUAAAGAAUCUGCCUGCAAUGCAGGAGACCUGGGUUUGAUCCCUGGGUUGGGAAGAUCCCCUGGAGAAGGAAAUGGCAACCCACUCCAGUAUUCUUGACUGGAGAAUCCCAUGGACAGAGGAACCUGACGGGCUACAGUCCAUGGGGUUGCAAGAGUUGGACACGACUUAGCGACUAAAUCACCACCAGGCACUUUUUGUAUCAACCAUCAAUAAUAGGCAGACUUGGUCUUUUAAAAAAAACAAACAAACAUAAAAAUGGUGUCUUUUCUCAACUUAAAAGCCAUUAAUCAUUUCUUUUCAAAUUAGGGGGGAAAAAACCCACCAACAACAAACUCCUUAUCAGGACUUACACACCUUUAGUUUUCUGCCCUCUGUCCACCUCUUAAUCUUGUCUCAUACCCUACACUCCUCAUUCGCACUACCGGGGCUUGGGUUGUUGCAUUAGUCACUCAUUUGUGUCCAACUCUGUGUGACCUCAUGCACUAUAGCCCACCAGGCAACUCUGUCCAUGGGAUUCUCCAGGCAAGAAUACUGAAGUGGGU